Messenger RNA from Podospora bellae-mahoneyi, 465 nucleotides. RefSeq lists its product as uncharacterized. NCBI's taxonomy places the organism in Eukaryota, Fungi, Ascomycota, Sordariomycetes, Sordariales, Podosporaceae. The coding region runs from base 1 to 465 and encodes 154 amino acids. The transcript is spliced from 3 exons. The record is from RefSeq and is a predicted model, not a curated record.
AUGCCUCGUGUUUGGGCCACUCUCCCUACUUACUUCCACGAGUACCUCAUUCCCACCCCCUUGAUGAGGAAGUUCGCUGUCCAGCUCAUACUCGUACUUCAUUUUGCCCACGCAAGCAAUAUCAGACAACCCAACAUCAUGAUCAAAUUCCAAGAUAUAUCCCUCAUCAAGUCUGAAUUCCCCAUCGACCACCCAACCCCAACACAAAACCGAACCAAGGCAAAAUACACUCCGAUCCUAAACCGUUCCGUAAUACCACCUGUUGGGUAUCAUAAGCUCAGAGACCACCUAGCGAAAAUUUUAAACCAUUUUGGAUGUUUUUCUAAAGAACUGCUUGCUCAAGGAGAUGCCGAGACCGUGAAUAGCAUAUUCGAAGGAGAGGGACGAAUCAAGGGGGUCAAAUCGACAGGUGUGCCACCAUUAGAGCACGAAAAUGGUGGUGCGGACUGCGGCGGAAUGAGAUAA